UACACGUUGGUAUUUUCCCAUCUCUGAGGCUUUUACAAAUUGUCAUCCAAUCAUAGAACUCUUCAAAAAUAAAAAAAACUGAAAAUAUUUAUUUAUUUAUAUUAAAGGUUUUUACAAUUUUAAUUUACACAAGUUAAAAUCGUAGUUAAAGAAGUGUAAAUCUGCAGCUGUCGAUGGGUGUAUUGAUGUAAACAAAUGAAAGUCUAGGGUGAAUGAGAAGAAGAAGCAGUAAGAAAACGUGUAUCCAAUAUUGCGUCUGUGUGUCGGAAUUUUAGUGAUUAAGCGCGUUUCUGUGUAAAGAAUUAGCAGAAAAAUAUUGUCUAUUGUUUUAAUGAGGAAGAAUUCAAUAAUCACAACUAAAUCUGAACUUCCAUAGCCUUGGUGACGGAUUAUCGGUGCAUUUCCUUAAAUUCUUAACGUCUUUGCUAAACGAAAUACCAAUUGUGUAUAUCUUGUAAAUACAAUACAACAAAUGUGGUAUUGUUAGAAUUCCACAUUUUACAUCUUCUAUUACAAGUUAAUCUUUGUAUAUGUUAGAAGAAUACACUUUUGAUGACGAUUUAGCAACAACGAUAAAAGUGUGCUAAGAAUUGUUAUAAUUUUUAUAAUCAAAAUGAGCUCUCCAAUUGUUACUCGCCGCGGUGCGCAAAAAUCUAAAAUACAAACUCGUGCAAUGGUUAAGUCUGCAGUCACAGCAAGCAAGCCGAGCGCAGCACUACUCGAAGCUAAACGCAAAGCUAAAUUACUUAAGAUGCAAGAACAAAGUCAACAGGAUCAAGUGGUGAAGGAUAUCUUUCAAAAUGCGGUAACUGCAAAAACAAUGUUACUAAAACCGACUGGCAUCGUUUAUGAUGAGUCGAUGGCACUGCAUCGUUGUCUUUGGGAUGAUAAUCAUCCAGAGAGGCCAGAACGUUUUACACGUGUGUUGGAGAGAUGUAAAGAAUUACAAUUAAUAGACCAAUGUCAAAGAAUACCAUCACGUCGUGCAACAAAGGAGGAGGUGCUUCUCUUACACAGCGCCGAACACUAUGCACUUCUCCAACAGACAUCCGGUGUGCACGAUGAGCCGGCCAUGGAAGAUUUCAGUUCACGUUUUGAUUCAGUUUAUAUACAUCCGUCCACAUUUGAGCUGUCCCUAUUGGCUACCGGUUCGACGAUUGACUUAAUUGAGAACAUAAUUAGGGGCAAUGUACAAAAUGGCAUGGCAAUUAUACGACCACCCGGUCAUCAUGCAAUGAAGGCUGAAUUUAAUGGUUACUGUUUCUUCAACAAUGUGGCCAUUGCAACACAAUACGCUUUGGACAUUUUGAAGUUAAGCAAGAUAAUGAUUGUCGAUUGGGAUAUACAUCAUGGACAGGGUACGCAACGAUUCUUCUAUAAUGAUCCGAGAGUACUGUACUUCUCUAUACACCGUUUUGAACAUGGCAAAUUUUGGCCAAAUUUGAAAGAAUCGGAUUUUGAUGCCAUCGGCUAUGGCAAUGGUUUGGGUUAUAAUUUUAAUGUACCUUUGAAUAAGACUAAAAUGGGUAAUGGUGAUUAUUUGGCAAUAUUCCAACAAUUGGUCAUACCUGUUGCAGUGGAAUAUCAACCGGAAUUGAUAAUUAUUUCGGCUGGUUAUGAUGCUGCUUUAGGCUGUCCGGAGGGUGAAAUGGAGGUGACUCCCGCAUUUUAUCCACAUUUAUUGAAUUCAUUAAUGAAAUUAACACAAUCACGUAUCGCCGUUGUGCUUGAGGGUGGCUACUGCCUGGAUUCUUUGUCCGAGGGUGCAGCGUUGACAUUACGCACACUACUUGGCGGCACAUGCCCAACGCUGGUAGAGAAAUUAGAGCCACCGUGCGAUGUACUGCAAGAUACAAUACUCAAUUGCAUUUAUGCACAUCGUCAGUACUGGCGUUGCUUGCAAAUUCAACCAAUGUAUACUAUGGAAGAGCUAAAUAAUGUUAAUCCACAGCCAAAGUUGCAUAAAGUCAGUCGACUGUUCAUUGGCGGAGAGCCAUUGCCGGAACGUUUUCCCACUAGAGGCACAGCGCCGAUCACAAUACCGGAAGUAGUGGCGCAAAAUGAGAAGCGGUUGAAAUAUCUUAAAAGUGCAACCAAAUUAUUAGCACCAAAAGUACGCGUUUGCUAUGUUUACGACGAACAGAUGCUGCAACACAGUAAUACCUUCGAGGAGGGCCAUCCCGAACAGCCGGAGCGUAUUAAGCGCAUCUAUGAAAUGCACACCGAUUACAAACUCACCGAACGCAUGCAACAAUUGCCCAUACGCAUAGCAACAACAGAUGAGAUUUGCUUGGCGCAUACUCGUGCGCAUGUCAACUUUAUACGGCGCAUAAGCGAUAAGGAUGAGCUACAGGGCAUGGGUGAGAAAUACAAUUCUGUUUACUUCCAUCCGAAAACAUUCGAUUGUGCCACAUUGGCAGCGGGUUCGGUGUUGCAGGUGGUUGAUAAAGUGCUUAAAGGCGAAGCACGCAGUGGUGUGUGUAUUGUGCGCCCGCCAGGCCACCAUGCAGAGCCGGAUGUGCCACAUGGUUUUUGCAUUUUCAAUAAUGUUGCCAUCGCCGCGCAAUAUGCUAUACGAGAUCAUGGACUUAAGAGGGUUUUAAUCGUUGACUGGGAUGUGCAUCAUGGUAAUGGCACACAGCAUAUUUUCGAAACCCAAUCAAAUGUGCUCUACAUUAGCAUACAUCGCUAUGAUAACGGUACAUUCUUUCCUAAAAGUAAAGACGCUGACUACGAUGUUGUUGGCAAAGGUGCAGGUGUUGGUUUUAAUGUCAAUAUACCAUGGAAUAAGAAGGGCAUGGGCGAUUUGGAAUAUGUUAUGGCCUUCCAGCAGCUCGUCAUGCCAAUCGCUUACGAAUUCGAUCCAGAAUUGGUAUUGGUCUCAGCUGGUUUUGAUGCUGCAAUUGGUGAUCCUCUCGGCGGCUGUAAAGUAACACCCGAAGCAUAUGGUCUCUUCACACACUGGCUUUCGGCUUUAGCCGGUGGCCGCAUCAUACUGUGUUUAGAAGGAGGCUACAAUGUUCACUCAAUAUCCUACGCCAUGACUAUGUGCACAAAAUCUCUACUUGGCGAUCCAAUACCACCUAUACAAGUUAACGGUAAUAUGGCGCGUGGACUUAGCGCGGCGUAUAUGAGUUGCGUGGAGACAAUUCAAAAUUGUUUGAAUAUUCAGCAGCGUUACUGGAAGAGUUUGGUCUUCAACAAGCGGUUGCCACAAUCCGCAGGCGAAAAUAAUAAUGAGGAUUUUCUUUCUGCUACUAUGAAAAAUUUAGAUAUCACAACGGUUGAGUCGAAAGGCGUUAUUGGCUGUGAAAAUGUCGCCGAUACGGCAGUGGCAUUGGAACCGAGCGGCAGCAAGCCGAAGGUAAAAGUUAAAACACUAACCGAAUUUAUCAGCGAAAAUUUAGAGGCUUUGCAAAAUAACGAAAUGUUCGCCGUUGUUCCAUUAAAAACAUGUCCUCAUUUAAAACAGUUGCGUCCCGAGGAGGCGCCGAAAACCAUAGACAGUAAUGCACCUUGCGAGCUGUGCUCAUCAGCGGUCGAGAACUGGAUAUGUCUGAGCUGUUACAAAAUACUCUGCGGUCGUUAUGUUAUGGAGCAUAUGCUUAUGCAUAGCCUUGAGACAACACAUCCCUUGGCUUUGAGUUUUAGUGAUUUGUCGGUUUGGUGUUAUCUCUGUGAGGCAUAUGUAGAUAAUAGUAAAUUGCAUGUAUUUAAAAAUCUAUUACAUCGGCAUAAAUUUGGUGAAGAUAUGGUGUGGUCAUAUCCAGAUACAAAAUGCAAUAACAAUAAUGGCCGGCCUGAUGGUGACAGUAAUAGAGAUGAUGACGAUGACGAUUGUGAUGAUACACAUGUAUUUAGCAUACAACUUGAAGAUGGCAACUGACAAUAUCUGUUAUUACUGCUGACGACAGUACAAAAUUAUUUAUGUACAUCAUUUCCACCACUUAGACAUGCUUUUCAUUUUAUUGCCCAGUACCUUUGGCCGUUGAUCUAUCGCCUAUAUAUUAAAUUGUUGUAUUACUUUAUAUCGAGUUGAUGAUUUAUAUAUUAGUCACAUUUAAUGCGCAUUUGUAUGUAUGUAUGUAUUUAGGAAGGUAAUUCCAAGCACUCAUAAAUAUAUCGAUUGUAAUAAUAACAUGUUGGCUUAUAUAGUCUUUCUAAUAAAAAAAAAAUAUUAAGUAUUUUCUUACAUACGCUAACCAAAGAAUUGAAAGCAAAUAUAAAAAAAAAAAAAAAAUGAAAAGUUACUAAAUUAAAAAAACUAUAUACUAUUAUGUAUGUAUAAAUCAGAAAGCAGAAAAUUUAUUUCUUACAAUGUUAUACAUAUAAAAAUAGGUAUCUUAUAUACAUACAUACAUACAUGCCUAUCACUUUUAUUGUUAACCACGCAUACAUUUCGAUCUUUUCUUGAGCGCUAUGGUUGCUGCUAAGAGAUUACAAAAA
Ceratitis capitata (Mediterranean fruit fly) is the source of this 4446-nucleotide messenger RNA. RefSeq names its product histone deacetylase 6 (gene HDAC6). Gene Ontology annotation, biological process: chromatin organization. Gene Ontology annotation, cellular component: histone deacetylase complex. The record is from RefSeq and is a predicted model, not a curated record. Gene Ontology annotation, molecular function: zinc ion binding; histone deacetylase activity. The transcript is spliced from 12 exons. The coding region runs from base 614 to 3886 and encodes 1090 amino acids. Lineage: Eukaryota; Metazoa; Arthropoda; Insecta; Diptera; Tephritidae.